AUGAUGAAAUUAUUAUUUAUUAUUAUUUCAAUAAUUUUUGUAAUAAAUGUAUCAAAUAGUACACCAACUUUACAAUUAAGUGGUUAUUUCAAUGUUAAUGAAACAACAAAUGCAAAUUUGUUUUAUUUAUUUUAUGAAUCACAAAAUUCUCCAUCAACUGAUCCAUUAAUUCUUUGGCUUACAGGUGGUCCAGGUUGUUCAUCUUUAAUGGCAGCUUUUUAUGAAAAUGGACCAUAUUUUGUAAAUGAUAAUUUAACUUUAUCAGAAAAUCCAAAUUCAUGGAAUAUGGUUGCAAAUGUUUUAUAUGUAGAUUCUCCAUUAGGUGCCGGUUUCAGUUAUGUUGUUGAUAGUGAUGGUUAUAGUACUACAGAAACAGAGAUUUCUGAAAAUUUAUAUUCAUUCUUAACUCAAUUCCUUUCAAAAUAUCCAAAAUAUUCUAAAUUACCAUUAUAUAUUUUUGGUGAAUCAUAUGCAGGUCAUUAUGUACCAAGUUUUUCAUAUUAUAUUUAUCAAAAGAAUUUAGGAUUAGCAACAAUUAAUCUUAAAGGUCUUGCAAUUGGUAAUGGUAUGGUUGACCCAUACAUUCAAUAUGGAUCACUUGGACCAUUUGCAUAUGCACAUGGUAUGCUUGAUAUUAAUGCAUUAAAGGAAACUGAAGGAUUAUAUGAAUCAUGUCAACAAGCAAUAGAUUCAGGUGAUUAUAAUAUGACCACUCAAAUUUGUAAUAACAUUAUGGAUAUCGUUCAAGAGUAUGCAGGUAAUUUCAAUGUAUAUGAUGUAUCAAAGACAUGUUAUCCAAAUGAACCACUUUGUUAUAACUUUACAGCUAUCAUUGAUUACCUUAAUUUAGCAUCAACCAAACAAUCAUUUGGAGUUUUACCAAAUUCUACUUGGAAUGUUUGUAGUACUCAACCAUAUAGUGCUAUCAUUAGAGAUUGGUUUAAUACACCAAUUAAUUAUAUUCCAACUUUAUUAGAAAAUUAUAAAGUUUUAGUUUAUAAUGGAAACUAUGAUUGGAUUUGUAAUUUCUUAGGUAGUACUGAAUGGACUUCUCAACUUAAAUGGAAAUACAAUCAAGAAUUUAAUAACUCACCAAGAAAAAUUUUAUAUAUUAAUGGUAAUACAAUUUCUGGUUAUUCACAAUCAUAUGAUAAUCUUACAAUGCAAGUUCUUCUUGGAGCAUCUCAUAUGGCACCAAGAGAAGCACCUGUCGCUGCUUUGGCUAUGGUUGAAUCCUUUAUUCAAAAUUAA
Messenger RNA from Dictyostelium discoideum AX4, 1251 nucleotides. RefSeq names its product peptidase S10 family protein. Gene Ontology annotation, biological process: proteolysis. The transcript has 4 exons. Lineage: Eukaryota; Evosea; Eumycetozoa; Dictyosteliales; Dictyosteliaceae. Gene Ontology annotation, molecular function: serine-type carboxypeptidase activity. The record is from RefSeq and is a predicted model, not a curated record. The coding region runs from base 1 to 1251 and encodes 416 amino acids. Gene Ontology annotation, cellular component: extracellular region.